CUCGGUUAUUAAAACCGAGGCGACACGGUCGGCAACUAGCAAUUAUCUGGCGAACGCUCGGAGCCGCGCACACUCCGAUCUGCGACGCACUAUUUCUCCAGUAGUAUUCUUUCUCUUCUCGUUCCAUCUUCUCGUUUCUUUUCUUCUCUGUUUUUUCUUUUUCUUUUUCUUUUUUCUUUCUUCUCUUUUUCUCGCCACAACAGUCACAAAGUAGCAGCAGUGAACAGAAACUCCGUUAAAAAUUAUUUCGCAACGACGAUACGUUCCGCGGGCACGCGCCGAAUCACGCAGAGGAGUAUAAUUAUUACUUCUUGCGAGUAUUGAAAGUGAAGUGAUGACACAAGUGAUGCAGUAUCAACAGAUGUGCAUGCCUUCGAUGCCAGGCAUGGCUGCCGUGCCUAACCUUCCAAUGCCGAUGCAUCAAUCCGCCACAAUCGAUUACGGAAGUUCGCCCAUUCACUAUCAACCGUACAAUACCGCGUUGAGCGGUCAUCAUCAUCAUCAUCAUCAUCUUCAGACGAGCCAGUCCGCCUACUGGUACCCCACCGGUUCCACGGGUCACAGCCAAAUUACGGAGCCGCUCUCGCCGCCGGCGUACACGGCGAUGACGAGCGUCGCGACCAACACGACCUCGUGGACGACCCACACGACCCACCUCCCCCACCAAUCCCACCUCAUCCCGCCGAUACAGCAUUACUCGUUGCCACCCAGUCCCUCUGAACUCCCCCCGAGCCCCCAGGACCACUCCUAUCAAUGGCCUCUUACACCGCCCGCCGACCACCACUUCCUCGCGACCGAGGAUCACGGAAAGUCCGGCAGGAAGUGCAUAAGGUGCCGUUGCCCGAAUUGUCAAACGGAGAACGGAGGGAGCCAGCUCGGCCUCGACGGGAAGAGGCAACACGUGUGCCACGUGCCUGGUUGCGGCAAAGUGUACGGGAAGACGUCCCAUUUGAAGGCGCAUCUCAGAUGGCACACGGGCGAACGGCCCUUCGUCUGCAACUGGCUUUUCUGCGGCAAGAGGUUCACGAGGAGCGACGAGUUGCAGCGUCAUCUGCGCACGCACACCGGGGAGAAGAGGUUCGCUUGCCCCACGUGCGGGAAAAGGUUCAUGAGGAGCGAUCACUUGACGAAACACGUGAAAACGCACGAGAAUCAGAAGAAGAAAAGUUCGAGGAGGGAGUGUAACAAGGAGAAUUCGUUGGCCGGAUGUGCAUCCGCGCAAAAUACUAUGUAUCAUCCGAUCGGUGGACAGUACGCUAUGAUUUAAGGGGAUAAUAUUUGAAAUGUUUGAAAUGUCCUGGGACGAGGGAGAGAGAGAGAGAGAGAAAUAGUCGUUACGUUCGAUCUUGUAAAUAAUUUUGUCACGAGAAAAAGUUCCUUUCCUGCCACAAUUGUAAUUAUUGUACAUAGAGAAUUGCUGUAUAUUUUUGUAAAAUAUUGUACCAAACAGUUUGAUCCUGAUGAGCGAAAGAAAGAAAGAGAAAAAAAAAAAAAAGAAAAGAAAGAAAAAGGGAGAAAAAAGAAUAUACAACAAACUUCGAUUUGAAA
This is a messenger RNA of Apis cerana (Asiatic honeybee), 1548 nucleotides long. Its product is annotated as transcription factor Sp9. The record is from RefSeq and is a predicted model, not a curated record. Gene Ontology annotation, molecular function: DNA-binding transcription factor activity, RNA polymerase II-specific; RNA polymerase II cis-regulatory region sequence-specific DNA binding. Gene Ontology annotation, biological process: regulation of transcription by RNA polymerase II. Lineage: Eukaryota; Metazoa; Arthropoda; Insecta; Hymenoptera; Apidae.